This is a messenger RNA of Marchantia polymorpha subsp. ruderalis, 2214 nucleotides long. The record is from the annotation of a GenBank genome assembly. Lineage: Eukaryota; Viridiplantae; Streptophyta; Marchantiopsida; Marchantiales; Marchantiaceae.
CCAGCUCCAUCCAUGGCAUGAGAUUUUAGAGGCGAAAAUUUUAGCUCACACUCCAACCAAACAAGAAGAAUACAAUUGUCAACAGGUCGAAUCUCUGGGUGUGCUUCCUUAGAUUUAGAGCUGGGGAGGGAGAGGCGUGCAGCAGCAAUAGCAGAUAAGUCUGGCCUAUUCUAAAAUUGGUGAAACUGGAUGCAAUUCCUGCAACACAAAUGAUGGCAUCAAAGAGUGAAAUUUAACUUCGAGGAGAAGUGUGGGUUGUGGAGGGCUUCGAGGGAUGUCUGUAUAAUUCAUUGUACUUGGAUUAGGAAUGUGAACAAACCCUAAAUGUAGAGUAGUGCAGCUGCAGCUUGUUGCAGAGCAUGCAUGGUUCUUGACAAGGACAUGGAGAAGCAAAGAUUGCGUCGUGGAGAUCGGCAGCUCUCCUGACAAGGACGUGAUGCUCAUAUUUCACCAUCGGGCCCAAGCGGGCGUGUAAGAAAAAGCAGAGCACACGGUCUUCGUUUCUGAUAUUGAUGAAGCUCAUGCUCAUGCAGCCGCUCAAGCUCAACCAUCUUCUGCAGUGUUGAGUUGAGUUGAGUUGAGUUGGUGGUGGGUGGGACAGCGAGGAUCGACGAUCAGGCUCAGCUGCAGCUUUGGAACUGGAGCUGCGGCAGCUUUUGCGUAAAUGGAAACUGGAGUGCGAGACAACCCAUGCCCAGGUCCCGUGAUCGCUCCCGAAGGUGGUGCUGCUGAUAAACCUUUGAAGAAGGGUUCAUGGACGUCAGAAGAAGACGCCAUCCUUGUGGCUUAUGUCACCAAGCAUGGAGAGGGCAACUGGAAGAAGGUUCAAAAGUUUGCGGGCAUCAACCGUAGUGCCAAAAGCUGUCGCUUGCGUUGGGCUAAUCAUCUGCGUCCGAACCUCAAGAAGGGAGCUUUCACGCCUGAAGAGGAGCUCACCAUUAUUGAGCUCCAUGCCCAGCUCGGUAACAAGUGGGCGAGAAUGGCUUCGCAGCUGCCGGGUCGGACGGACAAUGAAAUCAAAAACUAUUGGAACUCGUUGAUCAGGAGAACAAUGAGAGCCAGAACGAAAGCUGCUAUCCAGAUAUGUUCGCCCGAGAAGCGUUUGAUGGUUCACGGUCUUAAAAACUUUCAGGAAGGGGAUCAAGGGUUGAGUUCUAGUGGAGAGAGUGAGUGCGAUCCGAGUGCUGGAAAUCUCUUCAAUGUUAAUAUGACAACCGACUUCUCCGACAUGAACGGAAAUGGAGACUGCGAUGUGGAUCUACAGGAUUGUUUGAUGCUGGCGGGGAUGCGAGACCUUCCCCACGAUUAUGAUUCAGCUGCGGAGAUCAUUCGAACUCCCGAGAUGGUACAGCUGCAGCCCAUCAGCGGCCAAAGGGACAUGGUGUAUAAUAUGCACGAAAGUGCUCAGGGUAUGUAUAUGGACGAAAGUUGUAUAUGUGUGCAUGCAGACGAUGAUCUGAUUUCUAUGAACGCUGUGGAUGGGCACGGUCAGGUAGGAAGCAUGCACGAUCAACCUCUAGGACAACAAACUGUACUUUUUCCUCAGGUCUCCCAGGAAAGUAGUGAAGCGAUGCAGUAUUACGAUCCAGACCCCUGUUAUAUAAAUCAACAUGAUGUGCAGCUCGCUCAGUUCGAGUGCUACAAUCCCAACCCAGAAAACCUGUCUAACAUAAUGUCUUGCAAGUUUGAUCCAAUAAUCUCUGCCCAGACACUUCCAUACAGUUUAGACCCUGACAGUCCCGCUCAGAUCAUUCCGUACAAUCCUGAUGCAGAUAACUUCACCCUCUGCAAUUCAGUACCCAAGUAUUCGGAUGCUUACUUGAAUUACGGAGGCGUGAUUCCCGCUGUCUUGUCUAGUGCAGUCUCGCAUGUCGAACGCAGCCUGCCUGCUUUCUUUCCAUCUUGGAAUUGGAACACCUUUCAGUCUUCUGGCUACAAUUGGCCAGACUUAGGUCUCCCAGAUUAGCGUUGAGAAUUCAUUUCUGUUCCUCUCCAACCCAAGCUGCAAUGAUUCAGCUGCAUAUUUUCUAGUACAUAGAUGUGGACUUCGGGGUUCUGCGGACUCGCUACGCUCUAGACUUUGGUAGCGAGAAUGUCUACACGCUUAGAAGCCAUUUCAUAAAUAUAUCCCUGCAAAUGUAUAUAUCAAACCUUGAUCUACAAGUAAUAGGUUAUAUAAAGCCAUCAAGUACAUUGCUUGCACCUAAUAAUUUC